CUCCAUAUUCCAUAUCCAGCAAACAUCAUGGAUCCCUCUUUCACUCCAGUGGAACUGUCCUUCCCUUUACCUAAGCAUCCGCACCUCAAUCUGCAUGCUCACCUCAGCUUUCUCCGACACUGCGCCAUGGUCCACCUAACCACAACUGAUAUUGCCGAAUCUCAAAAUUCUUCGCCUCCGCUGGGAAGUUUCGUGUAUGCCAUGCCCGAUAGGUCCAAUGGACCUAAUGUAAUUAGUACGGCUUUAGCGACCUCGGUCUCGAGCAUUGACUAUGCGAGUAGAUUGGCCAAAAUUCUGGCUCGCAGACUGCAGCUGCCGGUGUAUGUCGGCUGCAGCAUGAACUUUGCUGGCACAACAGCCGAAGAAGAGCUGGAAGGGCUAACUCUUACGAUCGAGCAGAUACUGAAUGAGUGGAGCCGCAAAUCU
This is a messenger RNA of Exophiala aquamarina CBS 119918, 426 nucleotides long. RefSeq lists its product as uncharacterized. Lineage: Eukaryota; Fungi; Ascomycota; Eurotiomycetes; Chaetothyriales; Herpotrichiellaceae. The record is from RefSeq and is a predicted model, not a curated record. The annotation marks the transcript as partial. Gene Ontology annotation, biological process: proteasome assembly. The transcript is spliced from 2 exons.